Messenger RNA from Vitrella brassicaformis, 1325 nucleotides. NCBI's taxonomy places the organism in Eukaryota, Vitrellaceae. The record is from the annotation of a GenBank genome assembly.
CAGCACCAUCGCCUCAUGCUCAGAGGACAAGACGGUCAUCAUUUGGACACAGGUGACACACACACACACACACAUAUACACACAGCCCCCUAUAGACACCAAUCACUGCAUGUGUCUGUGUGUGUUAGGAGAUGGAGGGUCAGCCAUGGAAGAAGGCCCAGGUGAUCCAGCUGGACGGCCCCGUCAGGCGCGUCGACUGGUCCGUCUCCGGCAGCCUCCUCGCCGUGGCCUGCGCCGACAAGCAGGUGCUCCUCUACAAGGAGAACCUCCAGGGCAAGUGGGAGGAGAUGAUCACCAACCUCAGCCACACACAAGCGCCACCACCUCUACAGCAGCAGCAGCAUGGCCAGCCGGAGGAGCUCCUCCCGGCAGGUGUGCACAGGACAGCAAAGAAAGAAGUCACACACUCGUUGCUUCUCACUCUCCGUCAUCUUAUGUUUGUUGUAGCCCCGCCUGAAGGGUGGCUGCCGGGAGACGAGCGGAGGGUGCCCAUGUGGGCCUAUCUAAUGCGAGGCGAGAGGGACCUACGAGAUGGCGACACCGACGACCAAGCGGCUGGUAUAUGUGUGUGUGUGUGUGUGUGGUGGAGUGGAGUGCGGGAGAUUGUCUGUGUCCGUCCGCCUUGUUUGUUUUGUCUGACUGUAUGCAGCCCAUCGCAUGCAGCAGGUCCUGGUCUUCGGCGGCGUCAAGCAGCUGGUCUACGAGAGCCAAGACCACGGGGCGUCCGUCAAUGGGGUGGCCUGGGCGCCGUGCCAGUACGGGCCGUAUCUCGCUUCAGGUGAGCGACCAACACUCGGUGACCGACCGACAGAGAGAGGACAGGGAGAUCUGAUGACGCAUUCGUUUUCUUCUCUCUCUAUGUGUGUGUCGCAGCGUCGUCUGACGGCAAGAUCGGCAUUCUGCAUCACAGCCCCGCCGACCAGCAGUGGGUGCGCACCGAGUUCCACGCCCACACCAACGGUGUGAACGCCGUAUCCUGGGCCCCCAGCGGCCCCGCCACACAGGGGCCAUCACUCGGUCCCAUGAGGAUGGUCAGCGGCGGAGCCGACAACCAGGUGAGUGAAUGGGCGAUGGACGAGGGGAGGGAGGGAGACCACUGGUACAUUAUAGGUGUGUGGUGGGGUGUAUGUCGUGUGUGUGUUUAGGUGAAGCUGUGGCAGUACGACGACCGGUCCCAGAAGUGGGUCGAGCUCGCGGGCAUCGACGCGGAGAACGGCCACACUGACGUCAUCAGGGACGUGGCAUGGCGGCCCAACAUAGUGGGGGCCCCCAGCAGCACCAUCGCCUCAUGCUCAGAGGACAAGACGGUCAUCAUUUGGACACAG